UCCUCUUUUGCAGCUACAGUAGUGAAGAUGACCAAGAAGAGAAGGAACAACGGCCGUGCCAAGAAGGGACGCGGGCACGUCCAGCCCAUCCGCUGUACCAACUGCGCCCGCUGUGUUCCUAAGGACAAGGCUAUCAAGAAGUUCGUCAUCAGGAACAUCGUGGAGGCGGCUGCCGUCAGGGACAUCUCUGAGGCCAGCGUCUUCGACUCCUAUGUUCUGCCCAAGCUGUAUGUGAAACUGCAUUAUUGCGUGAGCUGCGCCAUCCACAGCAAGGUGGUGAGGAACCGUUCCCGGGAGGCAAGGAAAGACCGCACACCACCGCCCCGCUUUAGACCCAGUGGUGGUCCCCAAAGAGCUCCCCCAAAAACCAUGUGAUGUGGACCAUGUACAAUUUUGUGGAAAAUCAAAAAUAAAAGAUGGGGACACCUUG
Megalops cyprinoides (Indo-Pacific tarpon) is the source of this 430-nucleotide messenger RNA. It is a transcript of the gene rps26, whose product is annotated as ribosomal protein S26. Bases 28 to 375 code for a protein of 115 amino acids. Lineage: Eukaryota; Metazoa; Chordata; Actinopteri; Elopiformes; Megalopidae. Gene Ontology annotation, biological process: translation. The transcript has 4 exons. The record is from RefSeq and is a predicted model, not a curated record. Gene Ontology annotation, molecular function: mRNA binding; structural constituent of ribosome. Gene Ontology annotation, cellular component: ribosome; cytosolic small ribosomal subunit.